Messenger RNA from Amoebophrya sp. A25, 219 nucleotides. Lineage: Eukaryota; Dinophyceae; Syndiniales; Amoebophryaceae. The record is from the annotation of a GenBank genome assembly.
GAAGAAAUCUCUGCUGAAGAAGAGUGCGCCUUAGUUGACGCUUUCGGGGGAGAGGGAGGCACGUCGUUCAGCAUAGGUUGUUCCAGCUGCAGUAGAGAAGGAACAUCAAAAACGUCGUCCCAAUCUCCAGGGUCUGUCUUACCUUCAUCAGGAGUUGCAACCCGAGGUGCAGUUGUUUUCUCCGACAGGCCGCUACAAAGAGCUACGCGAACACCGAAC